AUGUCACAAGAAGAUUUGCUAACUAGGGUAACACCGGUCCCAUUAGAUGAAAUUGAAGAUACUAAUCCUAUUAUACCGAAGAGAAAACAUUGGUUAGUCCCCACAUUAUAUCGAAUUCAAAAAUAUAGUGCAUAUUCUUUUAUUUCAUUUCUAGGGAUCCAUGCCACUUCAGUCAUACUUGUCCCCAUUUUACCUAUUGACCAACUGAUUAAAGAUGAAGUCUUUGCCAUGGCUAAAGAAGUCUAUCAAUCAGUGCCACUUUAUGAACCAAUAUGUAUUAUAGGAUCAGUUGCAGCUCAUGUCAUGGCUGGUAUCAGUAUAAGAAUUUACAAGAAAUGUUUUCAAAAGAAACCACUGCAUCAUAUAAAUAAUGGCAGACAUAGUCCAAUAACAAAUAAACUUGAGGAUCAUGAUGAUGAAAUUGGAUUUGGUGGUAUUUCUAAUUUGUUUGGUUUAGGAUAUCGUAAAUCAUUUACAGUUCAAUUUGGGUUGACUCCAUUGCAAUUUUCUGGUUAUGUAUUGAUUCCAUUUUUCAUUUAUCACAUGUAUAAAUUCAGAUAUAUACCAUGGAUUAAUGAUGGUGAUAGUUCUUUAAUCAAUCUUGAAUAUAUUUCCUAUGUGCUCAAUUUGAAACAUCCAAUGUGGAAUGUUUUUGCCUUGGGGACAUUGAUUUAUUCAAUGAGUUAUCAUGGAACUAAUGGCUUAAUGAAAUUGAAAGGUAAAUAUUCUAAAACAUGGAAAAAAAUUGGUUUAGCAGUUGUUAAUGGGGUGUCCUUACUUGGAUGGAUUAGUGUAUAUUUGUUUAAAUGUAAUGUUGAGGUGAUUGACGUUAAUGGAUUUUUGGGUAAAUCUUUUACAAAAUACUUAAGGUCGUUCUGGUUGUAA
Candida albicans SC5314 is the source of this 885-nucleotide messenger RNA. RefSeq lists its product as uncharacterized. The record is from RefSeq and is a predicted model, not a curated record. Gene Ontology annotation, cellular component: mitochondrial outer membrane. Lineage: Eukaryota; Fungi; Ascomycota; Pichiomycetes; Serinales; Debaryomycetaceae. Gene Ontology annotation, biological process: lipid homeostasis; mitochondrion organization. The transcript has a single exon. Bases 1 to 885 code for a protein of 294 amino acids.